AUUAACUUUGUCAACCUUCGCCUUCCCUCCUUCGCUCACCAUGGACCAACAGCCACCUCCUUCCACCGCCCCUGCCUCCACUUCUUCUACUGACCCCUCUCAACAACCACCGCAACCACCAAUGCCGCCGCAGCCGGAGCAACCGAAAACGCCACAAUUUCAACAACAGCCAAGCCAACCCCCUCCCUCCACAACACCCUCAACGCUUCCCAGCCCUAACCUAAACCCGAAACCCCAACAGCCACCUCAGCCGAAACCAGCUCUCCCCACUCCUCAGCCCCGACCCGCUGCCGCAUUCUCACGUACCUGGCAACAGCAGCUUUCCCAGCUCACGAAUUCCUCCUCCUCUUCUUCUCCCUCAGUCACACCGACCUCUACGCCAACUCUUUCCUCUCAGCCGAGAGGCAACAUUCCUUCACCUUCGCAACCCACUCCAUUUUCGGGUUCCUUUGGCCACUCCUUCACCGGAGCUUCCAGUUCCAAUGUUUCCCACCUUUCAAGGCCGCCGAUGCAAGGAAUAGGAAUUGGAUCACAUUCUCAAAUGAGGCCACCUGGAAUUUCUGCUCAACAUCAACAGAGACCUCUACAAUCAUCUCUUAGACCACCUUCUUCAUCAGAUAUCCAAUCCCCUACUGCCAAAAAUUUCCAAGGGCAUGGCCUUAUGAGAGUGUCAGCUACUGGUUCUUCCACACCAAGUACAUCACAAACUACACAAGCCACUAAUCAGCCGUGGCUAUCAUCGGGAUCACAAGGGAAACCUCCUCUGCCACCCCCUUCGUAUAGACCACAGAUUAAUUCACCAUCCUUGCAGCAAAGGUCACAUAUUUCUCAGCAACAUCAUUCCUUGCCAACAGUUCCGCAACAACAGCAUGUAUCAUCUCAACAAUUGCCACAACAGGAGCAUUUCAGGCAACAAAUGUCACCUACAUCGAGGGCCUCUCAAUCUUUACCCUACCAACAAGCUACGAGAGCCCAGGGUUCUGUAAAUCAAAAGCCUUCUUUUCUUGCAAUGGUACAAUCAAGCACGGUUCACUUGGUGACAAAUAAAGCGGCUCUUACAGAGGGUGAUGAGUCUGGUGGCAAGAUUCUUAGCAAAAGAAGCAUUCAUGAUCUAGUUAAUCAGAUUGAUCCAUCUGAGAAGUUGGAUCCUGAAGUUGAAGAUAUUCUUGUGGAUAUUGCAGAAGACUUUGUGGAUUCUAUCACAACAUUUGGCUGCUCACUGGCUAAGCAUAGAAAAUCAGAUACAUUGGAAGCAAAAGACAUUCUCCUACAUCUUGAAAGAAAUUGGAAUACGACUCUACCCGGAUUUACCGGUGAUGAGAUUAAGACUUACAGAAAACCGCAUACAAAUGAGGUUCACAAAGAGCGGCUAGCAGCUAUUAAGAAAUCAAUCUUAGUUAGUGAGGCAUCCAGUGGGAAGCACUUCGUCGGCCAAGCUGGCGUAAAUGCAAAAGGUAACCAUGGGAAAGCGGCUGCUAAUACCUUGGGCUCACCAAAUGUUAAAAUCCGAGAAGUGACAUGAGGCUCCUCUCUUGACAUUGUUGAAUAUCUGAAACGUUUUUCCUUUAAAGGAUCAGGAUGAAUUGGUGAUGGGCAUGACUUUUUUUGCUUGAUCUGGGAUGUGAAUAAAGAUGUUGAAUUUGUUCUUAAUCUAAUUCCUCCACAUCGGAAGCUAAGUUGAGGGUUUUUGUAAACUUAAACUGGUUGGUACCCUACAACUUUCAUGUGUUGCUGUUUGAGGGUAGGGCAUGUGCAGAAGAAGAUAAUUGUAGGAA
Messenger RNA from Hibiscus syriacus, 1775 nucleotides. RefSeq names its product transcription initiation factor TFIID subunit 12-like. Gene Ontology annotation, biological process: DNA-templated transcription initiation; RNA polymerase II preinitiation complex assembly. NCBI's taxonomy places the organism in Eukaryota, Viridiplantae, Streptophyta, Magnoliopsida, Malvales, Malvaceae. The record is from RefSeq and is a predicted model, not a curated record. Gene Ontology annotation, cellular component: SLIK (SAGA-like) complex; SAGA complex; transcription factor TFIID complex. Gene Ontology annotation, molecular function: DNA binding; TBP-class protein binding; protein heterodimerization activity.